Molecule: messenger RNA, 890 nt
Organism: Aphanomyces invadans
Lineage: Eukaryota; Oomycota; Saprolegniomycetes; Saprolegniales; Verrucalvaceae
Exons: 2
Coding region: 186-779 (197 amino acids)
Source: RefSeq, a predicted model, not a curated record
GUCAAGACCAAGUUGUCAUUACUUGCCGCAACUGGAGCGCGGAUGCGAAGGAUCGCGGCGGUCGGGCGGCUUCUACAUGACUGCCUCGGAUAGAUAUUGGAUCUUGCGAGGAUUCGAGUAGAAGGCAGCGGUGUGUGGUGCCUCUCCAGCCAAAAAUAGGCCAUCUGAGUCGAGGGCAACCUCUCAUGUGUGUCGCAACGGUGGCGACGACGAAACGAUCGAUGGGGGUAUCGAAGCUGCAAAAGUUCCUGGCGGCACGGCACAUUCAAACGCCGCUGGGGCCAACGACUGGCCUUGCCUCAUCCACGCGCCUCACUCUCGACUACAUCCACGACAAAAAACCAAACGCCCUGCCCGAAGUGUGGGCAACAUGCUCGGCCAGAAAACUCGGCGCCCGCGUCGACGCCGUGCGCGAGAUCCUUAAAUCCGUGGACGACGACACGUUUAUGACGCGGGAACCCGAGUCGGCGCCUAUUAGCAUCCACAUGGACGAAAUGGCGGUCGCGGCAGCGUAUGAUCAAGCAUGUCGCCUUCGCAUGCUCACAUUUGAGCCAGAUGACCACGCACUGGAACAAGUGAUUUUGAGCCGAAGUGCGUACGAUCAAGCCGUUGCGGCCGAGCGCGCUCUCCUGGCUGAAGGCGAAAAGCAGCAGUCGGUACGGGAACUCAUUACGAGCCACACGUUCAAGUGGCUACUGACGCCAUCCAAGUCGACGCUCGGCGCGAGCGGCGAACUCCGAACGGCGCCGUCCGCAAGACAGGCAUCGAUGUCCGAAUAACCUCCCGACUUGGCCUCGAACAGCACACACACUAGCGAUAGCCCUGUCUGUACCCAACUCGUUUAAUUCCUGACAUGCAAUCCAGCAUCCAUCGCGUUGGCAUCGUGCGAA